UUCAGAAAGCGAGAGAGCACCGAGAGACCUCUGAACCAAAACAAUGGCCUACUCCGCCGUCCGCCGCACAUUAGCCACCGCCCUCACCACCGCCCUCACCACCACGCACUCCGCUCGUUCAAACCCUUCAUUCUCUUCUCGCUCUCGCUUCACUUUGGCUCUUCUCAACACACAACAGCCCCAUCUGGUUCCAGACCUAAUCCACCUCCCGACCCGCUCCAAGACUACCGAGCCGGGCUACUCGCCGCUCAAAGACACCAGCCCCAACUGGAACAACCGCCCGCCGAAGGAGACCAUCCUCCUCGACGGCUGCGACUACGAGCACUGGCUCAUCGUCCUCGAUUUCAAGGACCCUAAGCCAUCAGAGCAGGAGAUGAUCGACAGAUACGUCAAGACCCUAGCUACUGUCGUUGGAAGUGAGGAGGAGGCUAGGAAGAAGAUAUACUCUGUUUCGACAACGACGUAUACUGGAUUUGGGGCUUUGAUUUCCGAAGAGGACUCUAAUAAGCUUAAGGGUGCGCCUGAUGUUAUCUGGAUUUUGCCAGAUUCGUACCUUGAUGUGCCCAAAAAAGAUUAUGGAGGUGAUCUGUAUAUCGAUGGGAAAGUCAUCCCUAGGCCCCAGUAUAGGUUCAAUGAGCACAAAAAUAACAAUCGUAACAAGUCUCGCCCGCGUCAUGAUAGGCGCCGCGAAGAAAUGCCAGUUGAAAGAAGACUGCCGGAGCAAAACUAGGACAUGGUUCAGGAUCAGAGAGGGCCUAUGCAGCAACCAUCUCAAGAAGAGUUCUAUAUGAGGGAUGUUUAGGAUUUAAAUGCCAGUCUCAGAAUUUCCAGUCUUAUUUCUACCGAUGAAUUUGCAUGUUGGUAUAUUUACAUUAGCAAAUAAAUAUCAUCACUAUGCGAUUACAACUUUUGAAUAUUUGUGUUGAAUCUUCAAAAAAAUUCUCUGUCAAACAAUGUCUGUCUUUUUCUUCAUGUUUGUUGAGUUAUGCAUCAAGAAUCACCAAGACUACUAUAUGAA
This is a messenger RNA of Argentina anserina (silverweed cinquefoil), 1018 nucleotides long. Its product is annotated as multiple organellar RNA editing factor 3, mitochondrial. The transcript has 4 exons. Gene Ontology annotation, cellular component: mitochondrion. Lineage: Eukaryota; Viridiplantae; Streptophyta; Magnoliopsida; Rosales; Rosaceae. The record is from RefSeq and is a predicted model, not a curated record. Bases 44 to 730 code for a protein of 228 amino acids. Gene Ontology annotation, biological process: mitochondrial mRNA modification; cytidine to uridine editing.